Messenger RNA from Plectropomus leopardus (leopard coralgrouper), 1969 nucleotides. RefSeq lists its product as uncharacterized. Lineage: Eukaryota; Metazoa; Chordata; Actinopteri; Perciformes; Serranidae. The record is from RefSeq and is a predicted model, not a curated record.
UCCAACAAACACCGCAACUCGUAGGCUAGUAGACAUAAUUGGAUAUGAAGAAUUCCUACCAUGGAUGUAUUAUAAGGGAGUCUUUAUUCCUACAAAUAUGACGUGGUUUUCUGGCGCCGCCUACUGGCGUAUCGCCUGCCGUCCUCCUCUUAAUAACGUGACCUCUUAUCCCCACAGUGUGUGCUGCGCCGGGAGGUCUGCAACAGGCGACACUACAGGUGAUGCGAUGCCUCAGAAUGGUAUGAACCAUGAGGACAGAAGAGGAGAAACGUGUCAUAUCGCCUGUGAAGCCAGCAGUAAGGUCCCAGACACAGAUAUGGUUAAUGGAGCCAUUGUCCACAAUGGCUGCCCAGCUGCUGCCACCAGAACCAGUGAGAGCAUACCAGCUGGCACACUGAAUGGUACCAAGCCAAAACACAUGGUAAAUGGUUAUGUUAACCAUUGGUACAAAGGCAAGAGUACAAAAGCAACACCUCCAAGGAUCCCCAGAAAAUGUGGAAGCACAAUUUCUGCCCUCAAUGAUGCCUCAGCAGCUGGCAGGGGCCGCAGUGCAAGACCUCAUGGUGGUAUCGCAAUAAACGGAGCCACCGGUCCAGACACCGUGUCUUCACCGUGUAAUUCUGACCGAAUGGCACCACAGCCCAGCAGGUCAGCAGCAUCAAGGAAACCCAGAAGAAGAAAACAAUUCACAUUGAAGAAAAGAGACACUGAAGUCGUCUCGCCAGAGUGCCCUCCACUCCCACCGAUGCCUCCACAAGAAGAGGAAGACUGGGAUAGUGAGAUCCAAGAGGUCACCCUCCCUGACCGGAAAAAUAGCUAUUUUGGCAUCUCACCCUGCGGUCCACAAGAUGUGCUCCAUUUUUCUCUGUGGGAUUUGACGCUCAGGCAAACGGACAGAGUUGACCUGCCUCUGACAGCCCAUUACAGCCCAGCUGUACACCACCGACGCCCCAUCAAAUGGACCUCCUACAGCCCUCCUACUGAGCCUGACCAGUUCGCAGACGCUGACGAGUAAGCCAACGGUUUGACCGGAAGCGAUCUAUUUGAUGUACGCCGACUUGACGACAAACAGCAGUGUCCGACUUUGUACCUGUCAGGAACAAGCCCGGCUUCUCCUAAAACACACAUAUUCAUUCCUGCAGCAACAGCAGGACGGAUGUUCAUCAUCAUCUGCAUCAUCGCAGUGACAUCUGACAGCUGUCGUGCCGCUGGGCCAAUAAGCAGCGGAUGUGGCUGGUGCCCGGCUGCGGGCGGCCCUCUCAAUGGUCUCUCCCACCAUGAAAGCGUUGGUGGAUGCUGUAUGGGCAGUGUGGAGCAUCGGGGCCUCCAUUUAUGACUACAUCAACACCAACGCCAUGGAGGAGCGCAUCCACGCCCUGGAGAACGUCAUCACCAUCCACCAGUGUGUGAUUGGACUCCUGUCCGCAGGCGUAUUGGUACUCUUCACCUACAUCCUUUUCAAGAAGCUCUGAAAAUGUGUGGAGGGGUGGGCUGGGGGUGACAUGGGGGAGGUGGACCGGCCAGAAUCAGACAUAAGUUUCCAGGGUGGUGAAACUAACACUUACGAGAGAGCCAAAGGGGAAUUUUUACACAUUUAGUACAACAGACUGGAGGGUACAUAUAGAAGGGUAUAUGUUAAGGGAGAUGACCGUAAAGGGGAGAUGGCGUAGGAAGACUUACAUGGGCACACUUUCUUAUUCAGACAUGUUGGUAGGAAGGUCAAGAUGGUAAAUAACUUUUAUUUUUUAACAUUAGUCUGUUAUGGGGAAACACAUUGAAUUUUAUGUCCUCUCUUAGUGAUGUAGUACUGGCUGUGGAGGAUGUGAGCAUGUGGAGUUACAGGGUCCAGCUGUUUUUUUAAAGGCUGGUAUAGAUAGUAUUUUUACUGACAGUGACAGAUUUUAUGUGUCAGUACAUCAUUUUUUUAUUUAAACCAACAGUUCAACCCAGAAUAAAAAAAGGUUGUUUU